AUGACGCGUCGAACGAUGCAGUUUGGCCAGGUCGCCGAGGAUCAAGAUGCGACACAGCACUCGAGCCUCGCGAGCUCUCAGCACUCUCCUACAAAAGCAAUAUCUCAUUCUACUCGUCCUGUGCUUGGAGAUGCGUCCUUGAAAGCACGUCUCGCAGGGUCGCAACAAGCACAACAACGCGUCCUACCUGGUACACCCUCCUCACGUAAGGAGGCAAAGGGCUCCAUCCGCUCAAUUCUUCGGGAACCCAAUACACCAGGGACGGGACAAAGUGUUCGCUUCUUUUCAAAAGAUGCGUUCAAACUCAUCAGUCCAAAUAUGUCUGCCAGCCUCGAUCUCGACCUCAGUCUCGACGGUCAGGCACAAGACAUUUCGCCAGAUUUUGUAGAGCAGAUUGAACAGCUCACGGCUGUCAAUUCGACGGGUUCUCAUUCGUGUUCAUCCAACGCAGCAUCGCGGUCAAAUUCCUUGCUUCUCCCCGGCUCGUCACAGCGCGUUAACAUCUUCGACGUGUCGCUCGACAUGCCUGCUAUCCCUUUACCGGAAAACGCGUCCGGAAUGCUCUCAGACGACGCAAUUGAGGUCCCGGACGAGCUCCCCUAUGAUGAGGAGGUCGUUUCAGCCCGAAAGGCCUCUGCACACUCGCUUUUGGAGCAGCUAUCCGCAGCUUUAUCACCACCGAGCAAAACCAAUGCUAUCCAGCCAGACUACUCACAGCUGUCCGUGGUCGCCCCCAUUCGCUCAUCGUCUCCGCCAUCCCCUGUAGUAGCAGAGGUUUCGUCCCCUCUGGAAUCUUCUCCAGUUACACGACACGAUUCGACAUCAUACUGGACGCCAAGGUCACUUAUCCCUGACUUCUUUGCGUCUCGCUCUACUCCCUCGAGCACAUUCGAGGCACAACAGGAACUCAUUACGUCUCUCCGAGAACAGAUCUCGGUAUACCAGGAGUUGAACGCAAAGUACCAAGUCGAUAUCGAUAAUCGUGAUGAGAUGGUCGAGAUCCUCUCCAUGCGCGUCGAGAUUGCGGAAACGGAACUAGAGUCGUGGCAUGCUGAUGAGGCAGAGCAGCAUGCAACGAUCCAGCGCCUGAAGAAGCAACUGGAUAGCCUUUCGCAAAUGUGCUCUCGACUCGAGCUCGCCGAGCUGGAGCGAAGUCACUUCUCUGAGCAAGGCAGUAUCACCGACGAGGCAGGUAGUCGCGUACUCAAGACGUUACGCUCUCGCAUACACGUACUCGAAGAAGCCAACCGUCAGCUCGAAGACGAUCUACAUGCGGGCCGCAACGAGCUAAUCGCUACCCGAGAAGAGCUCGAGUUUGUGCGGAGUAAUAAUAGUGCGCGGUCUCCCGAAGCAAAUGAAGAGCACGCCGAGCUGCAGGAAAAGGUGACAGCCUUGGAGCAUGUCGACGACCUUCAGCGUGCCGAGAUUCGUCAGCUGCAGGAAGAGGUUGCUCGAUUACAACGCGUAAACAAAGAGCAAAAGGAUGCACAUGCGGCUGAUGUCGCGAGGAUGAAGGAGGAGAUUCACGAGCUCGAAACCAAAGGCGAUACAUCCGUCGACGGAACGAGUGGAGCGCAAAGGGAUCAAAUUAGGAUGCUUCAAGAGGAGCUAGAGUCUCAAUGGACACGCACGGAAAAGGCCACGGACAAGAUCAAGCAGCUAGAGAAAGAAAAUUCGGAACUACGGGCGACAGUGGAGAAACUGCAGGAGAAAAGUGUUGGCCAUGACUUUUUGGAAACCAUCGAAUACACUAAACAGGAACUCAUCGAGCAAAUCAAUGAAUCUCGUGCAGUUCAGCAGAUGCUUGAAGAGGACAAAGAUCAGGUACUAGAAGAACUUCGUGUAUCGCAGCAACAGAUCGAGGACCUCGUGCAAUCCAACUCGGAUCUUCAGCGCCAAUUGGAACAGAUUAAGCAAGAGCAAGCCUUUACCACGGAAAACGUCGAACGUUUGCAGCAUCUCCUCAAGGAACGUGAUCGCGAGAUUGAAGAUAUAGAGAAAGCUCGUCAGCAACACUUUACCGAAAUGGACUCGCUUCGCGGACGAGUGACUUCUGCAGACAAAGAGCAUGCUCGCCAGCUUGCAGAACGUGCGCGACGUAUCCAUGACCUUGAAACCGAACUCCGGAAUCAGAUGGAACGCUCGACGCAAAUCAUGAAUGAGACGGCUGAUCGCGAUGUCUACCUUGGCGCUCUCGAAGAGCGUGCUAACGGACGUUUGGAAGAGAAUGAGCGUAUGCGCCGUCGGGUUCACGAGCUGGAGCAGGAGAGUGCCGCAAAGGAAAUGAGGCUGGUCGAACUCCGACGCGACAACGACCGUAUCCGGGACGACAAUGCCAACCUUAACAUUGCUCUCGAUUCUAAGCAACAGGAAUUGGAGUUGAUCAAGCGAAAACUCGGGGUCAAGGGAACAGGCGGCGCGACUCCUGCGCCAACUCGAAACGGUGGUCGGGAGACGUCUAUAUUUGGUAUUACUCCACGUCCUUCGCUUACUCGCCCAUUGGGUGAGACACCUUCGACGUUACUUGGGGCAACACCCCGUGCAAGCAUGCUCCUACCACCCUCCUUAACUAUGGGCUCGAAAGCAGGCCACAAGGACGACAAGACGGGGCCACCGACAAUCAUCCGGCCCCGUCAAUCGGUAGGAAGUCCGACUGCGGCCAUGCUGGCUCGACCACCUCCUUCCACGGUAUCCUCGACCACGGAUGGGGAGCCCAAUGCGCCCAUCAGAACUACUCUCAAGCUAUCUUCAAACUUUGAUCUCAAUGUGCUUCGAGACGUCCAUGCGGAAGAAAAGGAGAACUAUCUCCCUCUACGCAUGAGCCGGCGCACGAAUGUGAUGGUACCUUCGUAG
This is a messenger RNA of Serendipita indica DSM 11827, 2853 nucleotides long. NCBI's taxonomy places the organism in Eukaryota, Fungi, Basidiomycota, Agaricomycetes, Sebacinales, Serendipitaceae. The record is from the annotation of a GenBank genome assembly.